GGGGCCAGUAACCGGGGCCGCUUCUACGUUGUCGCCGACAAGAUAGGGACGCUUCGCACAGACCACAACUACAAGCCCUGGGUCCAUUAUAGGUUUGCAGGCAAGUGGUCGGACGACCUCUGGACGGACCGCAAACUUGACCAUGCAACUUAUUUGUGCUCAGCGCUAGCGGUUCGCGUUGGCUUCGCCAACAGGAAGCGCGACCUUGACAUGGCGCUCGCCAGAGAAGCGGAUAGCAGGAUCGACGAGACGAUGGCGGAGGUCGGCAGGACACUUGACCAGCUGAAGGCACUCUUUCGGGCAUUCCCUGAGGCUACCGCGUGGGAGGGCGCCUUCCUGCUCCUGGGCUUCAGGUGGAAGCAGUUGGCGCUUGACGCCAGUGGCGCUUCGGGCAAGUCCAGCUUCGCGGAAAGCCUCUUUGCCAACCCCUACGCGCUCGCGGUCGAGGACGCGGAGCACCUGGACCUGCGCGGCUUUGGCCGGGAUCUGCGCGACGGGAUAGUCCUAGACAACGUGAACAGUUGGCAGCAAGUCCUUCCUUGCAGAGCGCCCCUGCAGGCGCGGAGCGCCAAGACUCGCGGGGGCCAGAGCGCCGCGAAUAUUUACGCCUACACGCAGUACCUCUUCGGGGUUGCGAUCGCGGUGACAGUGGACUUGGAUGCGCCAGACGCGCAUUUGGCCGACUGUUCGCACGAGAAGAGGCCCAAGUGGUUGCGCAAGAACUGCGUCUUCGCGAGGCCCCCCGCAGGCGAGGCAUUCUACGACAAAGAUAGGGUUGUUGUCCGUAGCCUCACCUGGUCCAAGGCUGCCGCUCGCGGCUCUGUCCUUGCACCGCCCGCGCGCGCCCGCCCCCCUGACAUGCCGACCGGGGCCGAAAGCGCCCGCCCCCGGUCCAUGGACUUCCGCAACCAGCGGAAGGCGGUGAUGCUCAGGACUGUGAACAAGCUUACGUGGGACCAGAUUAAGGACGCAGCGGUAGCGAGGGACGGGGGCAGCCCCUCCGCCUCGCAGCGCAAGAGAGUUGUCGAGCAGUUCAGCACGCGCCUCGGGGAGUUCGCCCGCUUCGUCUCGAGCAAGACGCCAGCCCAUCUCGACCGUUACUUUGCGAUGGCGAUGGACGGCGUGGCGCUUUCUCUGCCACCCAACGACGCGGUAGAUCGCGCGAACUACUGCCGCGCGGGCGAGCCCCACAUGCGGCGGAUGGCUACCGGGGCGGCCAAGCCUGAGCUUUCCGGGCGCAACGACUACGCGCAGCAGAUCCCGUACUCCCGCCAGUUCAGGAAGGCGAACGCGGGCGAGUGGGUCAGGGCGGUAAGCGCGGGGAAGCUAGCGGGCGCAUGCCGUGCCGCGCGGGCGGGGGGCGGCGAGGGGCCCUGGCGGGUCCUGCGCGACGACGAGAGCUUCCUGAUGACGGCGGAGAGCAAGGCAGCCACGCGCAAGGCGAGGGUGUCUCUGUGGCGCAUUCCCAGCCGAUCGCCCGACCUGAACCCAGUGGAGAAGUACUGGUCCCACCUCCGCCGGCGGUUGCGCAAGCAUGACUUGGCCGACUUAGUGGCAGGGCGCCCGCCUGUGAUGAGGGCGGCGCUGAAGGAGAGGGUGCGGCGCCUCCUGGGGUCCGCUGGGGCAAAGACAGCGGCGCGGAACACCGCCCGUUCCCUGGGGAAGACGUGCCAGGAGGUGCUGAAGAAGAAGGGCGCUGCCACCCGCGGCGGAGCGAG
Molecule: messenger RNA, 1718 nt
Organism: Prorocentrum cordatum
Lineage: Eukaryota; Dinophyceae; Prorocentrales; Prorocentraceae
Source: the annotation of a GenBank genome assembly